CCUGCUCUCCGAGCCGCCCGGCCCUCUCCCCCAAAAGAUAGUCAGAACCCCCUCCAUCCCGCCGUGUCCGCCGUCUCGUGCCGUAUCUCUUCCUUCUCUAGAUAGUACAUACCUAUUACACGUUACACGCGGCACCCGUGCAUGACCACUGCCCCCCUCCAACCCCCCUUCCCGGUCGCGCAGGACCUGGAACCCAAACCUCUGCAGAAGGAGAAAACAAAUAGCCCCAGCCUUGUCGUCCCAAGAAAAAAGAAAGGGGGGAAAAAAGCCAUGCCUUCCUCGUCUUGAAUCUGUGCCACUUACAAUCGUCCCCUCGCUCGUUCCCCUCGAACACACACCUGCGGUGUCGAGGAAUCAUGGUUGGUCCCUCCACGAUCACCGCCCUCUCAUCAUCACCACCACCACCACCACCACUACCAAGCACCACAACCCCUCAGACGCCGUAGUACGAUCACAGUAGAACAGCCAGCCCUCCUUCCAACAAAGAAAAACCCCCCAAAGCAAAGAAACGCUUUCGGGUCGGGGAACCGGAGGCAGAGCGCCCUCACCCUCCUCCCCCCACCAAACAUCGUGAUGGCGCCCAACAUCAUCGUCUCGCGACCCACAUUCCCGACCUACCUCCUCCCGAGCUUCAACAUCCCCUUCCGCCGCUCACCCGCGACCUCGCUACCCCCGUCCGCCCCCGCCUCGGACUCCGCCCCGACCCCGGCCGCGAGCCAGGUCCCCUCCUUGAGCUCCUCGCCGACCUCGUCCACGACUGAUGAGACCGCAACUCCACCAAACAGCCCCCCGCCGCCGUCGUACCACGAUGCCAUAACAACGACCGCAACUGGCAUCCGUCUUGCGACAGCGAAAUCCGCAACAGUCGGCGGUGACGGCGGUCCCUACCUUGCACGCACCCAGCCAGAUACCCUCCGCUGCUCGACCUGCUCCUGCGACGUCGCCUUCUCUUCCCAGAUCGUCAGCAAGGGCUUCACAGGCCGCUACGGCCGCGCCUACCUCGUCGCGCCCACGCCACCCCCACCGGCCCCGAUCUCGGGCGGCGCCCCCACCCCGAAGGCGGGCGGCAACACCGGCGCCGCCGGCCCCGGGUCCCUCGCCAACGUCCGCAUCGGCCGCUGCGAGAACCGCCAGCUCGUCACGGGCUGGCACGUCGUCGCCGACAUCACCUGCGUCCUUUGUAGCGCCAAACUUGGUUGGAAGUACGUCGACGCUAAGGAGCUCAGCCAGAAGUACAAGGUCGGCAAGUUCAUCCUCGAGGUCGAGCGCGUCGUGCCCUUCCGCAGCUGGGAGGACGUCCCCUCGCCGGGCGGCCGCGGUUGUGUUUCGGGGGACGCUGGGGAGGAGGAGGAGUCCGAGGGGGAGGGCGACGGGGUGAGAGAUGACGAGGACGACGAGGACGGUGAAAGACGAGAGGGCGGUGAUGCCGACGCCGCGAGUGGUGCUGCCAAGGGCGGCGAGCUGGGGAGCGAGGAUAUCGAGAUUGUGUUUGAUUCUGAGGACGAGGAUGAGCUCGAGGACUUGUUCGCCGGGACAUGGGACCCAGAGGUUGUGGCCAAGAGACGAGGGCGCCGGGAAACCGCGACGCGGAAGAAGUAGUAGUAAUACCCCCCUUUCACAACCUUCACCAAAUAUCCCCAGCCACAGUCGGCCUCAUUUACAACAGGCGGUUUUUUUUUCGUUUUCUUUUUCGAAGCUUGCUGGUUAGCAAAUGUGGCACGCGAUCGAUACCACGACCACCAAACCUUCACAGUAAUGAAUUUUUUCACGACCAAUACCCCCCGUCACUUC
Messenger RNA from Colletotrichum destructivum, 1791 nucleotides. RefSeq names its product Putative Yippee family protein. The transcript has a single exon. The record is from RefSeq and is a predicted model, not a curated record. Lineage: Eukaryota; Fungi; Ascomycota; Sordariomycetes; Glomerellales; Glomerellaceae. Bases 574 to 1599 code for a protein of 341 amino acids.